AUGUCGAACUUGCUCUCUGGUCUUUGUAUCUCAAAGUCGGGUAUAGACCUCCACUGCAUCUCCUCAAAAGACGGCUCUUUCGAGAGCUCAGGAAACGAACCUCUUCAUGUGAUGGUGUCGACGUCGCUAUCCACGUCGCUCGCGGCUCUCUUCAGCGCCCAUCCCAGUGAACUCACGGUCCUCACACUGCCAACGCAAUUGAAUGCCCGUGAGAGGUACCUCAUUGAAGCCACAGUGAAGGCCGAGGGGAUCAACAGCCGCUUCGUUUUCGACCACAUCGACGCCUACAUAGCGGGGAUGACGCUGACGGAGCUCCUCAACACGGGGAUUUUUUUAUUCAUCGAGGCAACACCAACGAGUUUCACCGCGCGGCUCCUGAAUAUUCGCCAUCAAGGGUCCCAACGGAUCCAACAUCCUAUCCGAACCCACACCGUCUCCGGAAGUUCUUUCCGCUCUCUAGUAGAGCUCAUUGGUCAGGUCAUAGCAUGGAUGUUGCUCCAGAACUGCAAGCUUUCCAGGGUAGUCUUCCUCGACAUAGACCGUAAGACUGCACGCGUGGCCUUGUCACACAUCACCAUCCCUUGCCCCAUGUUUCACGCAUGUGGCGCUGACCUCGCACGUUAUGCUGCUGCGUACGCAUUUGCUCAUGCUGAGGAGCUCCGUGAACCCGAUGACCCUAGCCCUACAAGUAUGGGAAUGACCAUCGGCAUGCCUAUGGCACCCAGUCCUAUCUCCAUCCUCACUGCCGAUGGCACUCCAUUUCAAAUUGUGCCCGGUCAUGAUUGCCUCCCAAUAGGCCAAAGCGUCCUCCUCACCACUGCACGCGACAAUCAGUCCCGCGUCGCUGUGGAACUGGUGCUAGGGAACCAUACGGCCGAGAUCCGCAAUGUAUCCUCUAGAGUGGUCCUGGAUGGGCUGAGGCCAAUGCCCAAAGGCCAGCCACGUAUUUGGGUCACGGUUAUGAUCACAGCUGGUCAGCAAGGAAGCAAAGUUGAAGUCUUGCAAGAGAUCAAGGGGGCACCACCAGCUGCGAGGAUAGAGGUCCAGCUUCCUUCGCCCUUCGUAGGGCUCCCGACUGACAAGAUACAAGCUUAUGUGAGGGGUGAUCAACGGACACACGCUGCUGCUGUCAUUCGCGCACUCCCAGAGGAUUGA
Laccaria bicolor S238N-H82 is the source of this 1155-nucleotide messenger RNA. RefSeq lists its product as uncharacterized. Gene Ontology annotation, molecular function: ATP-dependent protein folding chaperone; ATP binding. The transcript has a single exon. The coding region runs from base 1 to 1155 and encodes 384 amino acids. The record is from RefSeq and is a predicted model, not a curated record. NCBI's taxonomy places the organism in Eukaryota, Fungi, Basidiomycota, Agaricomycetes, Agaricales, Hydnangiaceae.